This is a messenger RNA of Cutaneotrichosporon cavernicola, 525 nucleotides long. RefSeq lists its product as uncharacterized. The record is from RefSeq and is a predicted model, not a curated record. The transcript is spliced from 4 exons. NCBI's taxonomy places the organism in Eukaryota, Fungi, Basidiomycota, Tremellomycetes, Trichosporonales, Trichosporonaceae. Bases 1 to 525 code for a protein of 174 amino acids.
AUGUUCAAGACCCUCGCCAUCCUCGCCACUCUCGCCCUCGCUUCUGCGCAGGACUGUCCGCCUCCCACAUCGAGCAGCACUCCCCCUCCCAAGGCGACCGGCACGGUAAUCCACCCGAACGGCGACACCUCCAAGUGUCUCGACGUCCAAGGCGCCAACUUUGCCAACGGCACUCCUGUUCAGAUUUGGGACUGUAACGGAACCCCCGCACAGUCAUGGACGCUCCAGCGCGGUGCUGGCAAGGUCAAGCUCGCUGCCAACGGCACAAACUUCUGCCUCGACGCAGGCACCAACCCCGCGAAUGGCGUCGGUAUGAAGAUCUGGAGCUGCGUCGACGUGCCCCAGCAGAACUGGUUCUACACCGACGACAACCGUAUCGCACUCACGGGACAGGGAUUCUGCCUCGACUUGACCAAUGGAGACAAGACUGAUGGAAACCGCGUCCAGAUCUGGCAGUGCGGUACCGGUAACAACAACCAGGUAUGGACGACCAACGUCCUUCGCCGCCGUUACAUGCGCAGCUAA